Messenger RNA from Nicotiana attenuata, 1533 nucleotides. RefSeq lists its product as uncharacterized. The record is from RefSeq and is a predicted model, not a curated record. Bases 1 to 1533 code for a protein of 510 amino acids. NCBI's taxonomy places the organism in Eukaryota, Viridiplantae, Streptophyta, Magnoliopsida, Solanales, Solanaceae. The transcript has 4 exons.
AUGGGAUCUGCUAACUUUGCUGUUAGUUUUCUUUCCUUGCCUAUUUAUACUGAUGAUGAUUCUCAUGCUUGCAUGUUGUCUAGUGUAUGUAGAGAUGUAUGGAAUAUAGAUAGUGGAGCUACUGAUCAUAUGACUUCCAAUAGAGAAAUCCUUUCUAAUUUGACUCCUCUUCCUACUCCUUACUUGGUGACCUUGCCUAAUGGCUGUAAGGAAAAGAACCUUUCCAUGAGGAAGCUUCUGGAACUUGGUAAAAUGGACCAAGGACUCUACAAGCUUCUUCAUGAUCAUCAACUCAAUAUAACAUCUAACUUUGUUGUUUCUGUCUUUAGAAAUAAUGUGCAAGAUACCUCCAUUUCUGACCAUUCUAGUAAGACUACACACAAUAAGGCUGCUUUACAUACUGUUCCUGUUAUAUUCUGCCUUCCCCGCCCUACUUAUGUACCUAUUUCACCUGCUGUUGGUGAUCCUCUUGUAUAUACUGAUCAUCCCCAUGCCUCUCCUGUUAAUACACCUUCUACUUAUACACAUUCUCCUAAUAAUCCACCUUCUGUUGAUACCUCUCCACACUCUGUACCUUCUGCCUUUCCUCCUAAUACUUCUCUCCCUGCACCUAGAAAGAGCAGCAGAAAUCACAACCUGUCCUCCCAUCUUAGAGAUUUUGUUGUGCAACUUCCUCCUUCCAUUUUAAGCUCCACUACUUUAUCCCUCUCUGCUGCACACACAGCUGAAGCUGAGCCUCAUUUUUAUUCUCAGACAACUACCAUUUUAGUUUGGCAGGAAGCCAUGAGAAAAGAAUUUGAGGCCUUAAAAGCUAAUAACACUUGGUCCAUAGUUGAAUUGCCUAAGGGUAAGAAGCCUAUUGGAUGUAAAUGGGUGUAUAAAAUUAAGUAUAAGGCUGAUAAGAGUGUAGAAAGAUAUAAGGCAAGGUUGGUAGUGAGAGGUGAUACACAAGUUGAAGGAAUUGACUUUCAUGAAACAUUUUCUCCGGUUGUCAAAAUAUGCACUAUUAGGUGCUUAGUUGCUUUUGCCAUUAAGAAAGGGUGGUCUUUGUAUCAGUUAGAUGUGAAUAAUGCCUUCCUUCAUGAGGAUUUAGAUGAGGAGGUGUAUAUUAAUCUUCCUCAAGGCCUCACAGUUGUUUCCUCUUCUCAAUUUGCUUCUCUUUUGGUUUGUAAAUUGCAAAAAUCUCUUUACGAUUUAAGGCAAGCCUCUAGGCAAUGGUAUGCCAAGUUGUCCCAAACACUUUGCACUAGGUCAGAUUCCUUUACUGUAUUUCUUGUUGUCUAUGUGGACGACAUUAUUCUCACUGGGGUUGACCCUCACGAGAUCACUGUCCUAAAAAUGUUUUUAGAUGAUCAAUUUAAAAUCAAAGACUUAGGAUUACUCAACUAUUUUUUGGGAACUGAGCUAUUGUAUGUUGAUUCUGGGGUGCUUCUUCAUCAGAAGAAAUUUUUUUUUGAACCAGUUGCUGAAUAUGGCUGUUCUGAUGCUUUAUUGUCUCUUCUCCACUUGAGCUAUGUCUCAACUCAAAUUUGA